AAUUGUGAAUAAUUAUCCGAAGAUAAUUUUGCAAAGUUUACCUUUGUUUAAUAAAGUGAAAAUAAAAAAGUCAGAUAUUGUGGAAAAAUCGAAGAGGUGGUUUCUUUUUUUUUUUUAAUUUCAGAAAUGGCGACGGAUGAAGAAAUUAUGAAAGAGAUGCUCGAAAGGGCUACCAAUCCUGCAAAGGAUUCUGUAGAUCAAAUGGCAGUACAAAUGUUCUGCCUGAUCGUAAGAAGCAAUGCGGACUUAGUCAAUAAGGCGCACGAUUUACUAACUAUAAAAAUGUUUUCUACCAGCAGCUUGGAAGCGUUAAGGGCUGUAGGGCUUUUAGAAGAGUGCAUGUCAAAAUGCGGAGCAGAAUUCCAAAAGAAAACCGCAAAGUUUACGUUCCUUAAUAAACUGAUACAAUUGGUAAUAGAUCGUCAUAGCGGGCCCGCUACCAGUGUGGAGGUGAAAAAACGCGUUAUGGAUUGUUUAUUGUUGUGGACAUUGGAGCAUUCGGAUAAAACGAAAAUACGUGAAGCCUAUGAUAAUUUGAAAAAGCAAGUGAAUUUCGAGCAUGGUAAUUUAACACCUUCAGUCGCUUGGGAGAAACGGGAAAGUAUUUUGGGCAAAGAUGACGAUUUAGUGGCCAAAUUAUUAAAACAAGGUGGCGAAGAGAAUUAUAAAAAAGUUAAUCUACUGAUACAACAUCGUUUCAAUCAAGAAGCAAAACGAUUGGAACUAAUGCGUGAGCAUAAAAUUAAACUUAGGGAAAUACAAAACACUAUAGACUUAUUAAAUGAAAUGCUAGACAACUAUUCACCGGAAUUAGUAAAUAAUGACGACAGAGACACUUUACGUUUAUUGUACGAAAGCUGCGGCGGUUCAAAGUAUAAAUUGAAAUUGUUGCAAGAUUCAAAAUGGGAAUUCGAUGAGGCGACGAUAGAGGAUACUUUCCACGUUUACAGUUUGCUGGUUAAUUGCAUGGGACGGUACGAUAAUAUAAUAAAUGGUACAACAGUAGACAAUAUUGCAACUAAUAACAAUGCGAAAACAAUUGACACCACCACAAUAGACGAUACAAACAUUCUUCAAGAUCUGAUUGGAGACACCUCCAUGACCAAAUCGUUCGAUGCAAAAAUGGUAACCCCAACUGACACUAUUAGUGAAUUAACGGAUAUUUUCGCCAAUGUGGAAGCUAAGAAAGAAGACGUCCUGGAAUACUCAACAACCAGCUAUCCCGGGGAUUUAUUAGAGUCUCUAGACCUUUUAGAGCCUAUAAGUGUUUUCGAAAGCAAAGUAAAUGUAAGCAUACCAACCAUUAACGAUGUGGAAAAAGCUAAACCAGAGGAUUUUAAAGGAUUAAAGGAAAUUGAUAAAUUAAGCGAAGACUUAUUGAAAGAAAAUUUAAAAACUGAAAAUCGUUUAUCAAGCUUUAAAAAGGAACCUGAGAAAGUUACGCUUAAUGAUCUGGCAAAAGAAAGAACACAUUCCUCUUUUAAUGCAACGUCAAUUCGACAGAAAGGAAUGCUGCCGAUAAUGUCGCAUAAAACAUUGGACACAAAGGCUAAGGAUAUAUUAAUUGAUCACAUUCUUCAAAUUGACGACGAUAAUUUGAAAAAAGACACAAGUUCAUUCACCACUACCAAUAAUAGCAACUUGAAAGAGGAGGAGCGCGAACAGGUACCGGAACCUGUACUACCUGUGCCGGAAAGCUUAUGUGAUAUUUUCGUAGAUUUGGAUCAAGUGACGCCUUUAACUGAAGGUGAACGAUGUAUGAUUGAUGAUGAAGAUAUGAAAAUCGUAUUGAACUUUACCGCUGAUCGUCCAGGGCCAAAUGUUUCUGUUAUGGUCCUAACUGCUAUUAAUAAAUCCCGUUCAUUUAUAAAAGAAUUCCGGUUUCAGGCUGGCGUUAAGAAACCUUGUAAAGUGCGCUUGUUGCCUGCCACUGAUACUGUAAUGAUGGCAACUAAACCGUUUCGUCCUGCUGCUUCCAUUAACCAAGUUAUUUUGCUAUUUAAUCCUACGUACAGACCUAUCGAUCUUGUUGGUAUUAUUCAAUAUAAAGUCAACGAAGAUCCCGACGCUUUUAGUGAACCUUUGGUCGUUAAAGACAUAAAGUUUGUGGAAUAAGGAUUCAGUGAAGUGAUUUAUUAUCAUGCGUUCGAUGCGAAUGAAAUAUUCUUUUUUAAUCUUUUUUAUAAGUUAUUACAAAUUUAUUUUUAAUUCAUAUUUUCAUAUAUC
Messenger RNA from Glossina fuscipes, 2226 nucleotides. RefSeq names its product ADP-ribosylation factor-binding protein GGA3 (gene Gga). The transcript is spliced from 6 exons. Bases 127 to 2115 code for a protein of 662 amino acids. The record is from RefSeq and is a predicted model, not a curated record. Gene Ontology annotation, biological process: intracellular protein transport; vesicle-mediated transport. Gene Ontology annotation, molecular function: phosphatidylinositol binding; ubiquitin binding; small GTPase binding. NCBI's taxonomy places the organism in Eukaryota, Metazoa, Arthropoda, Insecta, Diptera, Glossinidae. Gene Ontology annotation, cellular component: trans-Golgi network.